Molecule: messenger RNA, 318 nt
Organism: Cooperia oncophora
Lineage: Eukaryota; Metazoa; Nematoda; Chromadorea; Rhabditida; Trichostrongylidae
Source: the annotation of a GenBank genome assembly
AUGGUGAAGCUGGACGCAAAGCGCACUGAGCUACUGAACGUUUUGUGGGCAGAAACCAUUUCUAAAUCGGAAGCCGAUUGGGCGGAAAUGGCCAACCAGAAACUUGAAAUUUACGAAAAGGCUCUUCUCAACUAUUUGGGUUAUCGCGAUGACACCAACGAUCGUUCCCUUAUGGGAUCACUACGUAAAUCGUUUUCGCUGAUAACUACUAUCGGUCCAAUGAACAUCGCUGCCUUCAAUACAGUUGGGAAAGCGUUUGCUAUUUUAUAUACACUUAUAGUUAAUCCCGGUGAACGGCGAUCUACGGGAGCGCAAUAG